Molecule: messenger RNA, 2290 nt
Organism: Pristis pectinata (smalltooth sawfish)
Lineage: Eukaryota; Metazoa; Chordata; Chondrichthyes; Rhinopristiformes; Pristidae
Product: fidgetin-like
Exons: 2
Coding region: 98-2290 (730 amino acids)
Molecular function (GO): microtubule severing ATPase activity; ATP binding; ATP hydrolysis activity
Source: RefSeq, a predicted model, not a curated record
AAGUCAUACUGAGCACUAUGCACACUCCUUAUGAGAUCCAGAAACAGAUGUGGAGGGAUACUCCAUACCUUAAGAAACCAGGCAAGGCCUGUUGAAGAUGCAUUGGACUCCAGAGCAUGCCCAGGGGACAGAGCAGUAUCUCGAUAUCUCAUUUACAAUGUCUUCUCUAGCUCACAAAAUAGAAGAGAACCAUCUCACUCAGCAGCAGUCCCGAUAUGAGUGGGCAAAUGAUGACAUUUCUGCACUGACGGCCUCUAAUUUGCUCAAGAAAUAUGCGGAGAAGUACUCUGGGAUUGUGAACUCUUCAUGUGAGAGGCCAGAGCUAAAUCCUUACAUAGAUGCUCCUCUUGGGCCAAUUAAUGAACAGAAGAAUGAAAAUGAUGCCUGGCAAAUGUCCCUUCGUGAGCAGGGAACAUUUUCCAUGAAUUCAAUAGACGAUGGCCUUGCCGGCAGUAAAGCAAGAACUAAUUCUACCCUCCCACCAGGAAGUGGCAGUGUUGGGAUCGGAAGUUCCUCUGUGGUGACCAGCAGUCUUUCCGAACCUUGCUAUCCAAGUAACACAAGUGGCCCUAUCUCUGCCUCACGUAUUCAAUCCUGCCUUGUACCAAUUGGAACAUCUCAGGAGUGUUCAUCGGGCUACAGUGCAACUUAUUCACCCUCAGACUACCUCAACCAAGCGACAUCAGCAGUUCCUUCCUCUCUUACUGCAUCUUUAAAUAGUUCAGGUCUUCUACAGCCAGUACAUCCCAUGCCCACUAUAGUGCCAUCUUAUAAUUCAAGUUUAGCUGGAGUAAACUCAAUCUACAACUCCCCCUCAAACCAUUACCCUUCUCAGUCAAGCACUGGCCCUGGUUGCUCAGGCGUGCAUCUUCCAUCUUUGGGUACUCCUAUUCAUCUUCCAUCCUCGUCCCGACAUUCUAUAGUCCCUAGAUAUACCUACCGAAGCCACAGCUUGAACAAGGACUCCCUGUCUCCUGUGACCAAUGGCUCAAAUGGUGCUUUGAAAAGAAAAGCUUUCGAUAUAACACCAAAAGAGGAUGAGGGUAUGAGUAGAUACAGUUACGGACAGCAAAGGAUUGCUUCAGGUUUGUACCAGAUGCCAAAUGACGUGGCGCUUGAUGAGUGUCAAGGUAAUCACUUCGGUAGAAAUGGUGACACAUUGCCUGUAGAAUUCAAAUCGAGGAAGCAACGUAUUGUGAAUGACCUUAUCGAUAAAUACAGUGACCAUGAUAAGAAAAGGGUACCGUCUCCACCAUAUAAUAGUGAACAACUUCUGCGUCAGUCAAGGUCAUGCGAAGCUUUUGUGAAGUUCACACCUGCAUUAUUGGACGGAGAAGUGGUGAGUGAGCAAGACUGCAUUCUUCCUCACCAAUUGCAGGCUCAGAGAGCUGAGGCAGUUACUGCGAGCAAUCAGUUGGAGGAGCAAUUGAAAAGCCUGGAUUCUCAACUCAUAAGCUUAGUAACCAACGAAAUUGUUGAUUCGAGUCCUCCAGUGCAAUGGGGUGAUAUUGCUGGACUGGAUACUGCAAAAGCAGUGAUUGAACAACAAGUACUGUGGCCCUUGUUGAGGCCGGAAGCUUAUAGUGGUGGAAAUGGAGCACCAAAAAGCAUUCUGCUCUUUGGACCUCGUGGUGGAGGCAAAACAAUGCUCACGAGAUGCAUUGCCACUCACCUAGGGGCAACUUUCCUGAAGGUCAGUGGGUCUUCCUUCAUCUCCAAGUGGAAGGGAGACGGAGAGAUGAUCCUACAGGCUAUGUUUCUCAUAGCUCGGUCUCGUCAACCCUCUGUUAUCUUUAUCAAUGAACUUGAUGUCAUGCUGUCUAACCCUGUGGGUAAAGAAAGCAUCCAUCUUAAUUCUAUUAAAGCCAAAUUACUGUCUCAUGUAGAAGGUGUGGUGAACUCGAGCAGUGACCAUAUUAUAGUCAUUGGAGGUACGAGGCACCCAGAUGAUAUUGAGGAGACCAUCCACAGGUACUUCAUAAAGCGGCUUUAUAUCUCUCCGCCCGACAGCAUUGCAAGACGCCAAAUUUUAAUCUAUACCUUGUCCCAACAAGACCAUUGCCUCAGUGAUGGGGAAAUUAGCUUGAUUGUUCAGAAUACAGAGGGAUAUUCAGGGAGCGAUCUCAUGCAACUAUGCCGGGAAGCAGCUUUAGAGCAAGGAGAUGGUCAGUUAAAGGCUGCCACCUACAAAGACUUUGAAAAUGCUUUUUGCAAAGUCCGUCCCAGUGUUUCCCAAAAGGAGCUAAAGUUGUACACAGAAUGGAGCAAGUCGUUUGGGUCUUGUGUCUGA